This is a messenger RNA of Haliotis rubra (blacklip abalone), 1920 nucleotides long. RefSeq lists its product as uncharacterized. The transcript is spliced from 7 exons. Gene Ontology annotation, biological process: signal transduction. NCBI's taxonomy places the organism in Eukaryota, Metazoa, Mollusca, Gastropoda, Lepetellida, Haliotidae. The record is from RefSeq and is a predicted model, not a curated record. Bases 1 to 1716 code for a protein of 571 amino acids. Gene Ontology annotation, molecular function: protein binding.
AUGGUGCAGAAACUGUCUCAGACUCUUUCGAAACUUCGUGUGAGUGAGGACUACCUUUCUCAGGCUGCCUAUGCCGACAUUAAAUAUCUCUGGAACUUGUCCCGAUACACGCCUGACAGAGACAUGAGGUCAAGGGUCAUUGGAGGAUUUGGUAAAGAAAAGUUUGUAGAUCUGUUCCAGCAAAUCUGGACAGCUGCACAGAAGGAAGACAUCUUUGAUUCCACUGUGUUGUACCCAUGGAAGAACUUGCGAAAUUCAUUGUCGAUUGUCUGGAAUUGCUGUGACAGUUCCUUAGCAGUGUGUGAACAAAUCACUGUGUCUGGAAUACUGCCUAAGAUCCUAGAGUCUUUGAAGGAGGUCUCUGCAACAAAGAACUUCUUAGAAAAUGACAGAAAAUUAUAUUAUAUCAAAGCAUUGUUUGGAAUUUUACACAACUGUGUUCGAAAUUAUUCUGAUUGUCACGCCGUUCUUAUCAACUCAAAUGGAAUAGAAAGUCUACAUAGUUUUACUACCUGUUCCCAUCCAAUGGUAAAGGCAAAGUCUCUUAUAAUCAUAUCAUACUUAGCUGAUGAGGAACAAAAUGAAGUGAUUAGUGCAAGUUUGGACACGCUGACAUUCAUAGUGAAUAUCUUACAAGAGAGUUUGACAUCGGUGGAUCACUUUGCUGCCAAAUAUGGUAUGAACGCUGUGGAGGUUCUGAAAGGGUUGAACAAUAUUGCUCACAAUGACACUAACAAGGUGAAACUUGUUGCUUGUGGCAUUCUGCCCUGUCUCCGAUCCCUUCUGGCGUCCGAGUCCAACAUGGAGAAAACAUUGGCGGCAACAGGAAUAUGGACUCUCUCCUUUGCAAGAGAAAAUAAAACUAUUUUGAAAGAGGAUCAAGAAUGUAUAAAAGGUCUGCAGAAUCUUGCAAGGUGUGAAGAGAAGUCAGUCAGCCAUGCAGCAAGAGGGGCAUUAUGGGAAAUAUUCCAUGACCAGCAGAUUUCUCUAGAUCCAGACCGUGAGGCCAACACACCACAUGUGAUGAUCAGUUACCAAUGGGAUGCCCAGGAUGUCAUGAUCAAGGUCAAGGACAGGCUGAGGCAAGCUGGCUUCAAAGUCUGGAUGGAUGUAGAACAUAUGAGUGGGUCUACCCUGGAGGCCAUGGCACUGGCAGUGGAGAAGGCGGCAGUGGUCCUCAUCUGUAUGUCCGACAAGUACAAGCAGAGUCCCAGCUGCAGGACCGAAUCAGAAUACAUUUUCCGUCUGCGAAAGGAUAUAAUUCCACUCCGUCUACAGUCAAAGUUUGUGCCAGAUGGCUGGCUGGGAAUGCUUGUUGGGUCAAGGCUGUAUUUUGACUUUAGCCAGAUAGACAUGGUCGACAAACAGAUGAUAAAACUCCUCCGUGAGCUGGGGAGCAGAGGCAAAAUCAGAUCUACCAGCCUUCAUGACUUAGCAGAUGGUAUGUACAUGUCAUCCAGUGGCUCAAGUCUGCUGACCGACUCUCUCAGCCAAUCAAUAAGCUGCUGGACAAGGAAGGAGGUUGCUGAUUGGCUGUCAGCCACAGGGUUUGACCAUGUGAAAGAAAGGUUUUCAGAGUUUGAUGGAGGCUUACUUUUUGAGAUGAAGAAAUUACAAAAAAAUGCACCUGAGUUCUUCUACGCAAACCUCAAGUCAGAAAUAGGACUAAAAUUCUGUGAUAUUCUAAGAUUUUCAAGAGCUUUAUCAGUGCUGUGAUAUGUUAAAAUAUGAAACUGUACGUAUCCUAAAUGUCAAAUAAGUAACAGCUUUGCCAAAAGGACAACUCAUUUAAGUGCUUGAUGUGGAAUGUAGUAUUAUCAUGACAAUCAUGUUGGGGAAAGAAUGUUGGGUUUGUUUGUUUUCUUGUUGUGCGAUAUCAAACUCAGCAAUAUUUCAGCUACAUGGUUGCAGCCUGCAAUA